Molecule: messenger RNA, 3616 nt
Organism: Leptopilina boulardi
Lineage: Eukaryota; Metazoa; Arthropoda; Insecta; Hymenoptera; Figitidae
Product: hexokinase-2-like
Exons: 10
Coding region: 272-1678 (468 amino acids)
Biological process (GO): glycolytic process; intracellular glucose homeostasis; glucose 6-phosphate metabolic process
Cellular component (GO): cytosol; mitochondrion
Molecular function (GO): ATP binding; mannokinase activity; D-glucose binding
Source: RefSeq, a predicted model, not a curated record
AAUCGAGCGAAUGUUUCACUAUCGUCAAGUGUAGGCGCUUUGGCAGUUGCUCGUGAAACUCUGAGAAUAUAUGAGACAGUCGUGUGUGUCGUUUUAACGUUAAACUUAUCGUGUAACAUACAAUUUUUUAUAUUGAAUUUUGUUUUUUUUUUUUUUGUCUUUAAUAAUUGUCAAAAAUUUAACAACAAAAUUGUGGAUUGACAACCAAUUGCAGAACCGUGAUAAAACGGGAUUUUCUUAAUUAAAGAAAAAUUUACAAGGACUGACAAAAAUGGUACCUACAGAUCGCGCUAUUCAAGAAGCCAUACAGGUUUCAUCUUUAGUAUUCUCGGAUGAUGUCAGACGACAGAAAAUUGAAAAUCGCCUUGAACAAAUGCGAUUCUCGGCUGCUACUGUCAGAAAAAUACAGAAUGUUUUCAAAAGUGAAAUGGAAAAAGGCAUCCAUCAGCAAUCAUCAUCACUGCAAAUGGAAAAUACAUAUAUACCGGAACUUCCUAAUGGAUCAGAAGAAGGACUAUUUCUGGCACUUGAUCUUGGAGGAACAAAUUUUCGAGUAAUUCUACUCGAAUUGGUUAAUGGCGUUGCUGUGCGUGAGGACGUGAAAAAAUAUCACAUUCGAGCAGAUCUUAGAACGGGUUCAGGAAUUCCUCUCUUUAACUAUCUUGCCGAAUGUGUCAGUGACUUCGUCAUCAAUGAGGGUCUUCAGGAUGUAGAGCUUCCUCUUGGUUUUACGUUUUCAUUUCCCAUGAUUCAACAUUCAUUGGAUGUUGGUAUAUUAGUGACGUGGACGAAAAGUUUUAAUUGUCCUGACGUAGUUGGCAAGGACGCAGUUCAACUUCUUCGUGAGGCAUUGGAUAGAAGAGGUGAUACUCGAGUUAAUGUUUUAGCGAUUUUGAAUGACACUACAGGAACUUUAAUUCAGGGAGCCACUCAAGAUCCAAAUACGGCUAUUGGAUUAAUUUUAGGAACAGGAAGUAAUGCUUGCUAUCUUGAACGGGCGGAUAAAGUGGAACAUUGGGAAGUUGAACGACAUGGAGAGAGACAGGUGAUAAUCGACAUUGAAUGGGGUGCAUUUGGAGACAAUGGUGUCCUUGACUUUAUUAAGACUGAUUUUGAUCGAGAGAAUGAUGCAAAUUCACUUAUUGUUAAUUCGUUUACAUUUGAAAAGUACAUCAGUGGAAAAUAUCUGGGAGAAAUAGUGAGAGUAAUUUUGGCGAAAUUAACAAAGGAAGGACUCCUUUUUGUAAAUAAUUCUUCAGGCGCUCUUUUAACUCCCGGAAAUCUCACAAGUGACCUUGUUUCUCACAUAGAACAAGAUACAUUGGAUGGUGGUUACAACAAUACAAGAGAAGUUCUUGAAAAAUUUGGAAUUAUACCAGAUCAGGAUGAUUUAAUUGCAGUCCAGUAUGUAUGUGAAGUCGCUUCAAAUCGAGCAGCUCUUCUUGUCUCAGCGUGUAUAUCGGUUUUACUUGAAAGAAUAGACAAAGAAGAAGUAACGAUAGCCGUUGAUGGUUCAUUGUACAAACAUCAUCCCAGACUUAAGGCCUGGAUGAAUCGUUAUAUUCAAUUAUUGGCACCUGGACGAAAGUUCAACUUGAUGAGCGUGGAGGAUGGAAGUGGCAAGGGUGCUGCUAUUGUGGCUUCAAUUGCUCAAAAAUUAAAAAAGCGAUUUGAAUAAUGAAAGAGAGAAAUAAAACUUCAAGAUAGCGCUUUAGAAACACUUGUACAAUCAAAAGUGAGCAAUCUGUUGAUAUGACACAGAAUUUUCUAGCCUUUCAGGUUAUGUUAGACCACCUUGAAUUUUUCCAUUGUAUUCCGAUGUGAAAAUUUAUAGCUGUUCAACAUGACCUUAAGGUUCAAAAGAAAAGCAGUGCUUAAGAAAAAUUAUUAUUACUUUUUUUUUCUUUCACCGUGAUAUCGUUUAUCCAUCUCAGGCAUCAUGUAAUUAUAUAUAAAGUUAAUUUUUAGGUAUUUUGUAAGUUUACUUAUAUAUAUAUGCUAGAUACAUAUAUGUGCCAUUCCAUGAGUUUUUUUUAGCACUAUUCGGAGUAACCUUUCCAAAUUAAAUGAAAAAAUUUUUUUUUAAUAAUAUUUAUUAAUAUAAAGGUCCAAAAUAAUCACUUUUUAAGUAAAAAUAAUUGUUUAUUUAAAAAAUACAACAAUAAAUAAUGAAAAAAAAUUCACUUUUUUUCUGCAACAUCAAAUAAAUUGGUUUAAAGAUCAAAAUUUUCCUUAUUAUACAAGCUUUAAUACCGCACAAAAAAAAUAGAGUAUUUCAAAAUAGUUAACUCACAAUUUAUUAAACAAUGUUUGUUUUCUUUUUUGUAUUUUAUUUAUUGUGAAACGUCUGCUAUAAUUGCGCGCGACGUUCGGAAGUUGUCGCUCUCGUUCUUGAGCAGAAGCUCAUUACACUAGCGUAGUAAAAAGCAUGUUGUGCGAAAAGUGAGGUUAUGUUAUUAAACGAAACGUAAACAUUUCUAGUUAUUACAUUGAAUGGUUUUUAAUUAUCUACUUUGCAGUAAAAAAUCAUAGAAAACAUUUUUGAAGGAUGAAAAACCUCACUUUUCACACAACAUGUUUUUUUACUACGCUAGUGUAAUGAGCUUCUGCUCAAUGACGAGAGCGACAACUACCGAACGUCGCGCGCAGCGUUAGCAGACGUUUCACAGUAAAUAAAAUACAAAAAAGUAAACAAACAUUGUUUAAAAAAUUGUGAGUUAACUAUUUUGAAAUACUCUAUUUUUCUUGUGCGGUAUUAAAGUUUGAAAAAUAAGGAAAAUUUUGAUAUUUAAACCAAUUUAUUUGGUGUUGCAGAAAAAAAGUGAAUUUUUUUUUCAUUAUUUAUUGUUGCAUUUUUUAAAUAAAUAAAAUUGUUUUUACUUAAAAAGUGAUUAUUUUGGACCUUUAUAUUAAUAAAUAUUAUUAAAAACAAAUGUUUCAUUUAAUUUGGAAAGGUUACUCCGAAUAGUGCUAAAAAAACUCAUGGAAUGGCAGAUAUAUAUGCUUAUUGUUUAAUAGAUCUCACAAUCUCAUUGACAACAUGCGUGUUAUUUUUUUUUUUUAAUUUCAUAUUUCACUUAUAUUUUUUUUAAUGUUUAUUGUUUCCAACCAUAAAUAUUUGUUUAUCAUUUUUCACGUGUACGUAACUGAACAUUCCAUGACGAUAGAUUGUUUCAAAAUUGUAAAUCUCUUUUUAAAAGAGAGCAUUACAAUAAAUAUAAUUAAGAAAUGCAUAUCAGGUUUUUCACUACUGCUGUUUUCAAGCACAAUGUAAUAUUUAAAAUUGUCUAAAAACACAUUCCGUAAUGAAUAUAUGUGACGCGCCACAAGAAAAGAAUAGAGGCAAAAAUUUUUAGGUUAUGUUUUGUGAUAGUUUUAUUUUGAUUAAACGUUCAUUUUUAAUUAUGUGAAAUCAAAAUCAGUUUUUAAUGAAUAUUUUUAAUCUAAUGAAGACUUAAACAUGAGUGGUUUAUAAGGGUUAAUCCUUUUAGUGUAUUUUUAAAAAUCACAAACAUAACCUAAAAUUUCUUCCCUUUAUGGUAUCUUUUCUCGUGGGGCGUCAUGUCUUGUAUAUUUUUGACAUUACUCAUUGCUGUAGAAAAAUACAUUUUUUUUU